AUGGUUCACUUCCGGACAGACAUCGGCGCGACGAACGAAACGGCCGAUCCAAAUAACGAGAACUAUGCAAAAGAGCUGGAAACCGAUGUUCUGAUCGUAGGUGCUGGCUUCGGCGGCAUCUACCUGAUGCACAAACUUCGUCAGCAGGGCUUUAAAUGUAAGAUUAUGGAGGCUGGUACCAACAUCGGUGGUAUUUGGCACUGGAACUGCUAUCCUGGGGCUCGCGUCGAUUCUCAGGUUCCCAUCUAUGAAUACAGUAUGCCUGAGAUCUGGCAAGAUUGGAAUUGGUCGUGCAGAUAUCCCGGCACAGAAGAGCUCCAACAGUACUUUGAUCACGUCGAGAGAAAAUUGGACAUUAAGAAAGAUUGUGCAUUCAACACCAGGGUCGUCGGCGCGCAGUUCGACAAGCCCUCAUCAAAGUGGGUCGUGAAGACGGAAGACGGCCGAACAGCGCGCUGCAAAUACUUCCUUUUGGCCCUAGGUUUCGCGGCGAAGCGUCACUUCCCCGAUUGGCCAGGUAUGGACAAAUUCGAGGGAGAGAUCCAUCACAGCUCAUUCUGGCCCGCAUCCGGAGUGGACGUCAAGGGCAAGCGUGUUGCUGUUAUCGGAACCGGGUCGACUGGUGUCCAAAUCGCCCAAGAGACCUCGAAGACGGCCGCUAGUAUAACGCAAUUCGUUCGAACGCCAAAUCUUUGCCUGCCCAUGCAGCAAAAGCCUCUGACAAAAGAGGAGCAGGACAAGCGAAAGCAAGGAGAGUACCAGGAGAUCUUCAAGAGAAGACUGACAACGUUCGCUGGCUUCCAGUACGAUUACGUCGAGAAGAACACGUUUGACGACUCGCCCGAGGAGCGCGAAGCGUUCUACGAGAAGAUGUGGGAGAAUGGCGGUUUCGAGUUUUGGCUGGCGAACUAUAAAGAUCUGUUGUUUGACAACAAAGCCAACCGCGAAGCCUACGACUUCUGGGCUAAGAAGACGCGCGCCAGGAUAACAGAUCCUGAGAAGCGUGAGAUCCUUGCACCCCUGGAGCCCCCGCACCCAUUCGGUACAAAGCGACCAAGUCUGGAGCAGGACUAUUACGAGAUGCUCGACAAGCCUGAGAACAAAGUGAUUGAUGUGAACAAGACACCGAUCAAGGAGAUUACCGAGAAGGGUAUUGUGUUGUCCGACGGCACGCUACACGAAUUCGACGUCAUCGCUCUCGCGACCGGCUUCGACUCAGUAACAGGCGGAAUGAAGAACAUGGGACUCAAGGAUGUUGAUGGUGUUGAACUCUCCGAGAAGUGGAAGAACGGUACCUACUCGUACCUAGGAAUGAGCUUGAGUGGAUUCCCUAACUGCUUCUUCCUGUACGGCGCCCAGGGUCCGACGGCGUUUUCCAACGGACCCACGUGCGUUGAGGUCCAGGGGGACUGGAUCGUGGAUGCCAUGAUCAAGCUUCGAGAGCAGGGCAUCAACUACUGUGACCCGACACACGAAGCGGAGAAGGAAUGGCGGGAAAAGAUCGCCGAGCUUUCCGACAAGACACUGUUCCCGCAGACCAAGUCAUGGUACAUGGGCGACAACGUUCCCGGCAAGCUUCGAGAGCAGUUGAGCUUUGCGGGCGGGUUCCCACUGUAUACUCAAAUGACGCGGAGUGCGCUGGAUAAUGGCUUCGAGGGUUUUGUCACUGCGUAG
This is a messenger RNA of Alternaria atra, 1674 nucleotides long. RefSeq lists its product as uncharacterized. Gene Ontology annotation, molecular function: oxidoreductase activity. The coding region runs from base 1 to 1674 and encodes 557 amino acids. The transcript is spliced from 4 exons. The record is from RefSeq and is a predicted model, not a curated record. Lineage: Eukaryota; Fungi; Ascomycota; Dothideomycetes; Pleosporales; Pleosporaceae.